GUUCUGUUUAAUGCUGUAUAGAUUAAAAUGCGUAUUUUUAAAUGAGCGAAUUGUUAAAUUUACCUUAAAAUAAUCUAAUUACCGGACCGUUGCUCCGCGUCUCGUUCAACAAGCUAAGCUAAUUACGGCUUGCUGCCCUCUCAAAGUCAAGUCGGCGUUUCUCAGAAAGUUGUCGAUGUUUUUAACUUCAACACUUAUCAAACUCAUGCGUAACAGUUCGUGAGUAAGGGUUAAGUCUGUUCAAGAACUUUCCUUUUCCACUAGAAAAUGCUUUAAACAAAAUGUGCAUAAUAACAUGCCCCCAAAUCAAUGUUUGCGAUUGCAGAAAAGGUCAGUUUUGUUUACAUUUAAGACAAGUGUGUGUGGUGUGGGUAGUGUGUAAUAGCUCUGCCAUUAUGCCUACAUGACAGUUAGAACUGCAGCAGAGCAUCUUUUGAUUUAGUUUUUAAUCAGUUUUUUUAUUAAAUAAUAAAAAUGUUCAACGAGUUGUUUGUAAUAAUGUACCAUUUCUGUACCAUUAUUUAAUUUACAAGAUUAAAUAACACCUUUCCCCACUUUUCCUAUAGAUUCAUUGACCAUGAUGUUAGAAGGCAGAUCAUGAUGGCCACCUGCCGCAUUCCGCUAGUGCUGUUAGCCUGUGGCUCCUUUAAUCCAAUCACCAAUCAGCACAUGAGGCUCUUUGAGUUGGCCAGGGACCACAUGCACUACACAGGUCAGUUUGAGGUGGUGGGUGGCAUUGUGUCUCCUGUGAGUGACGGCUAUGGAAAGCAAGGUCUGGUGCAGGCUAAGCAUCGCAUCUUUAUGGCAAAACUGGCACUCCAGAGCUCCAACUGGGUCACGGUGGAUGAAUGGGAGAGCCAGCAGCCAGACUGGACAGAGACAGUGGUCACUAUGAGGUAUCAUUACAGUCGCAUACUCAAAGAAUAUGAGCAGAGGACAGGAGCACACAGUGGUGGCCAUGGAAACAUUAACAUCUCAGCUCCACCUCCCCAGCUGAAGCUUGUGUGCGGAGCUGAUUUCCUGAGCACCUUUAAGAUCCCGGGCCUGUGGCUGGACGAUCACGUGGAAGAGCUGGUCAGCCGUUUCGGCCUCGUCUGCAUCAGCCGGGGGAGUCUGCAGCCGGAGCGUGCGGUGCACGAGUCAGACACACUGCACCGCCACCGGCAAAACGUUUUCCUGGUGAGGGAGUGGGUGAGGAACGAAUCGAGCGCCACUGAGAUCCGCCGCGCACUGAGACGCGGUCAGAGCGUGAAGUACCUGAUCCCAGACUCUGUGAUGGAAUAUAUCCAGCAGCACAACCUCUACACACAGGACAGCGAGAGGAGGAAUGAGGGCACGGCGCUGAGGCCGCUGAUCAAACAGGCACAUCAGCACAUAAACAGCCUAAAUGACUCGGAUCUCCUCGGUGAAGAAGCCAGCACCAUGCCGGUGGAUCUGAGCGGAUACUGGAAAAUGGUUUCUAAUGAGAACUUCGAGGGUUACAUGAAGGCUCUCGAUGUAAAUGUAGCCAUCAGGAAAAUUGCUGUCCUCCUGAAGCCAGACAAAGACAUCGUCCACGACGGGGACCACCUCAUCAUCAAGACCCUCAGCACCUUCAAAAACUACAACAUGGACUUCUAUGUGGGCAAAGAGUUCGAGGAGGAUCUGGCAGGAGUGGAUGACAGGAAAUGCAUGACCACCAUUAACUGGGAGGGAGACAAGCUGGUGUGUGUUCAGAAGGGAGAGAUUGAAGGAAGAGGCUGGACCCACUGGGUGGAGGGAGAUGAGCUUCAUCUGAACACCGACCACCACAGCAUUUGCCCCAGGUCUGCUCACCGCAGCAUCACCACCAUGCCUGCAGACUUCAACGGGAAAUGGACACUGGAGAGCAGUGACAAAUUUGAGGAUUACUUGAAAACUCUGAAUAUCGACUUUGCUACUAGAAAAAUUGCCAUCUCGCUGUCUCAGACUAAGGUGAUCGUUCAAGAUGGAGACAAGUUUGACUUCAAAACGCUCAGCACGUUCAGGAAUUAUGAGCACGCUUUCACUGUAGGAGUGGAGUGGGAUGAGUACACCAAGGGGCUGGACAACCGGCAUGUCAAGAGUUUGGUAAGAUGGGAGGGGGACACACUUGUGUGCACGCAGAAAGGAGAAAAAUGCAACCGCGGCUGGAAACACUGGAUUGAAGGAGACAAACUCUACCUGGAGCUGACAUGUGAAGAUGUGAUUUGUGUUCAAGUGUUCAAAAGAAAAGAAUAGCAUCUGUCCUUAUUGUCACUAGGUUGAUAAAAAAUAGAAUCUACAUGUUUUCCAAGCAUUUUGAAUCAAUAAAUGAUCUUUAAUUAUUCA
Nothobranchius furzeri (turquoise killifish) is the source of this 2328-nucleotide messenger RNA. It is a transcript of the gene nmnat3, whose product is annotated as nicotinamide nucleotide adenylyltransferase 3. Gene Ontology annotation, biological process: NAD+ biosynthetic process. Lineage: Eukaryota; Metazoa; Chordata; Actinopteri; Cyprinodontiformes; Nothobranchiidae. Gene Ontology annotation, cellular component: mitochondrion. Gene Ontology annotation, molecular function: nicotinate-nucleotide adenylyltransferase activity; nicotinamide-nucleotide adenylyltransferase activity. The record is from RefSeq and is a predicted model, not a curated record.